GAGGUCACCAUCUCCAUCACCCCUGUGUCUAACAUGUCAAACUGAGCACAGAAUGUUGCUUUGUGCCAUACGAUUUGGGCUCAAAAGUCAUGGUGUAGAAUAGGUCCUGGGUACUUUAUAGUUAAAACAUGACUCUGAGAUUAAAAAUGUAAAACCUUGAGUGGGAAAACCCCAAGGGCUGAAGUAGGUGAGAGAAAUACCAUGUGCGGCAUGCAGACAACUGAAGUUAUGACAUGUGAGAUUGAACACCCUCUCACAAGAUUACUAUGAGAUAUCAAGAUACCUACAAUACUAAAUGGCAGUAGGUUUAUAAAUUCUAUUUUGUCAUAACAGAAUGGGGAUACAAUACACUGCAUAAUCAAGGAUAUGAUUCUUUGGGCCUUGAGAUAUUCUGCUACAACUUUUGACCCCUCAAUAUAUAUUAUUGAACAUUAGGGAAAUGACACCUUGAUACUUAUGCCAAACACUACACAUCUUUGUAUUACAGUUUGUAGACUGUUCCCGUAAGACCAGCUUCAUGCAGCCUUUCCUGACCACAGAACACUCACAUGACUUCUGUGACCAAAUAGAUGACCCUGAGGUGUCCAGCAUUCGGACCCAGAAGAUGACCAGUAAACACAGGAGCUUUCCUCCAGAUGAUAUCAUGUGGCACAUGGGCAUUCUGAAGGAGUAUAAAAAUCACAGGAAGCAAUAUGUUUUUGGCAAGAAAGGAAAGUUGCUAAAAACCAUCUCAGACAAUCAAAUGGUGGCACCACAUGUUCUUGGGAGUAAGCUGUAUGGCCUCACAGCGGACAAACUCAGAGUCAGAUGUGACCCUAUAACAGACGAUGAGGUUCUCAGUGAUGAGUUCCCUAAAAUAAGAACUCUAUUGUUUGGAGGAGAGAAAGUCAUGGCUGUAACAGACAACGCCAUCUACUUCCUACAUCCUGACACACUGCAAAUGCUGAAUGUUACCCUUCAACAAGAGAGCAGCAGCCUGGAGGUGAGUGAGGAUGGCCGCUACAUCAGCUUCCUGCCAGGAUCUCCAGUCAGGAUCCUGGAGAUGAAAAAACUGGAGGAGAAAACCAGACUUGCAGUCGGCAUCGGUGCCAUGCUGAUGUUUAUGGAUGUCACAGAGAUUGUAGAGAUUGUCAUGGACCUUUUGGUUCCUGGAGUUGCAACAGAGGUCUGCACUGUCAGAGAAGAUGUUGACUUUCUGGUAUCAGUCACUGUUCAAAAGGAAGGUGAAGACAAUUUCUACAGAGAGCAUGUGUUCCACUACGAUGGUCACGGGAAGAUCCUAGGGGUGCUGCCCUUCCUUGGACCGGGACCAAGAUGUUUCUGUGUGGAGUACUUGAAGGGUCAAGAGGAUGAGGCAAACACAGAUUCUGAAUGUGGCAGGAGGGGUUGGCACGUGUUUAUGAGGGACGGCCAUCAGGGAAUUAUAGGUGUACGCCUGUGAAUAACAGGAACUGUCUCAGACCGGCCAUCAGGGGAUAAUAGGUGUAGGCCUGAGAAUAACAGGAACUGUCACAGACUGGCCAAUAGGAGCGUAUAGGUGUACACCUGUGAAUAACAGGAACGGUCACAGACUGGCCAUCAUGGGACUAUAGGUGUACACCUGUGAAUAAAUGGAACUGUCACAGACUGGCCUUCAAGGGAUUAUGGGUGUAUGCCUGAGAAUAACAGGAACUGUCACAUACUGUCUAUCAGGGAUUAUAGGUGUACACAUGUGAAUAACAGGAACUGUCACAGACUGUCUAUCAGGGAUUAUAGAUGUACACCUGUGAAUAACAGGAACUGUCACAGACUGGCCAUCAGGGAAUAUAGGUGUACGCCUGUGAAUAACAGGAACUGUCACAGACUGGCCAUCAAGGGAUUAUGGGUGUACGCCUGAGAAUAACAGGAACUGUCACAUACUGGCCAUCAGGGAAUAUAGGUGUACGCCUGUGAAUAACAGGAACUGUUACAGACUGGCCAUCAAGGGAUUAUGGUUGUACACCUGAGAAUAACAGGAACUGUCACAUACUGGCCAUCAGGGAAUUAUAGGUGUAUGCCUGUGAAUAACAGGAACUGUCACAGACUGUCUAUCAGGGAUUAUAGAUGUACACCUGUGAAUAACAGGAACUGUCACAGACUGGCCAUCAAGGGAUUAUAGUUGUACGCCUGAGAAUAACAGGAACUGUCACAGACUGGCCAACAGGGUAUUAUAGGUGUAUGCCUGUGAAUAACAGGAACUGUCACAGACUGGUCAUGAGGGGAUUAUAGGUGUACACCUGGGAAUAACAGGAACUGUCUCAGACUGGUCAUGAGGGGAUUAUAGGUGUAGACCUUAAAAUAACAGGAUCUGUCACAGACUGGCCAUCAUGGGAUUAUAGGUGUAUGCCUGUGAAUAACAGGAACUGUCACAGACUGGCCAUCAGGGAAUUAUAGGUGUACGCCUGUGAAUAACAGGAACUGUUACAGACUGGCCAUCAGGGAAUUAUAGGUGCAUGCCUGUGAAUAACAGGAACUGUGACAGAUUGGUCAUCAGGGAAUUAUAGGUGCAUGCCUGUGAAUAACAGUAACUGUCACAGACUGGCCAUCAGGGAAUUAUAGGUGCAUGCCUGUGAAUAACAGGAACUGUCACAGACUGGUCAUCGGGGAUCAUUGGUGUACAUUUGGGAAUAACAGGAACUGUCACAGACUGGCCAUCAGGGAAUUAUAGGUGUACACCUGUGAAUAACAGGAACUGUUACAGACUGGCCAUCAGGGAAUUAUAGGUGCAUGCCUGUGAAUAACAGGAACUGUCACAGACUGGCCAACAGGGUAUUAUAGGUGUAUGCCUGUGAAUAACAGGAACUGUCACAGACUGGUCAUGAGGGGAUUAUAGGUGUACACCUGGGAAUAACAGGAACUGUCUCAGACUGGUCAUGAGGGGAUUAUAGGUGUAGACCUUAAAAUAACAGGAUCUGUCACAGACUGGCCAUCAUGGGAUUAUAGGUGUAUGCCUGUGAAUAACAGGAACUGUCACAGACUGGCCAUCAGGGAAUUAUAGGUGUACGCCUGUGAAUAACAGGAACUGUUACAGACUGGCCAUCAGGGAAUUAUAGGUGCAUGCCUGUGAAUAACAGGAACUGUGACAGAUUGGUCAUCAGGGAAUUAUAGGUGCAUGCCUGUGAAUAACAGUAACUGUCACAGACUGGCCAUCAGGGAAUUAUAGGUGCAUGCCUGUGAAUAACAGGAACUGUCACAGACUGGUCAUCGGGGAUCAUUGGUGUACAUUUGGGAAUAACAGGAACUGUCACAGACUGGCCAUCAGGGAAUUAUAGGUGUACACCUGUGAAUAACAGGAACUGUUACAGACUGGCCAUCAGGGAAUUAUAGGUGCAUGCCUGUGAAUAACAGGAACUGUCACAGACUGGCCAUCAGGGGAUUAUAGGUGUACGCCUGUGAAUAACAGGAACUGUCAGCAACCUGUGAAUAACAGGAACUGUCAGCAGUAGAUUUAAGGACAUUAUACAGAAGUAAAAAACUAUAAUGACUAUACCCCUGUGUCCAGGGCUACAGAACAGAGCAUACCAGAAUUUAUGAACAGCAUGUGGGACCAUGGGUAUAUUAUGACAGCACCACUCGUAAUUAAAUCAUCAGAAUCAAUUUCAAUAAUGAAGGAAUAGCAAAUGAUUGCUCUGAGGAAUGCUACUUUUUAAACAUGUACCAGUAGACAAUGCCAGCAGUUAUAAACCUCCAGUGGUAUCAUGCUAUUGUUUUCCUGUCUGGUUAAAUCUCAUAAACAGAGAUGUUGUAAUAUCCCCGGGAUCUUAUAUGUUAUCAAAGGCAUAUUUGCUCUAUAUUAUGCUAUAAUACCGCGGGGAUUUUAUGAUUACAACUUCCGUUUAGAUUGCUAGAAAUUUAUUUUGCUUUUGAACACAAUGUGAUGAAAUGUAAAAUUUGGUUGGUUGGUUUGUUGUUUAUCGCUACUCUCAGCAAUAUUCCAGCUAUAUGACGGCGGUCUGUAAAUAAUCGAGUCUGGACCAGACAAUCAAGUGAUUGUAAUC
Molecule: messenger RNA, 4016 nt
Organism: Haliotis rufescens (red abalone)
Lineage: Eukaryota; Metazoa; Mollusca; Gastropoda; Lepetellida; Haliotidae
Exons: 5
Coding region: 518-1441 (307 amino acids)
Source: RefSeq, a predicted model, not a curated record